Molecule: messenger RNA, 490 nt
Organism: Drosophila busckii
Lineage: Eukaryota; Metazoa; Arthropoda; Insecta; Diptera; Drosophilidae
Exons: 1
Coding region: 137-445 (102 amino acids)
Source: RefSeq, a predicted model, not a curated record
UAUAAAAGCAGCUCUAGCUUUGCUUAGCUGUCACAUUUAAAUCAACUUGUAGUUUGUUUAAAAUUUAUUUGUUCCGUCUGGUGCGUUCAGUUCAGAUGCAUUUGCCCAGCUGCUUGAACUCGAAGUCGGCAGCAAGAUGAACGGCAUGGGCUAUCAGCUGCAUCGGCUGCCGCAGCAGCAGCAGCGGCGCCUGGUGCGCAAUCUGAUGGCCACCAUAUUGCGUCUGUUGCAGGCGACGCGGCGCCCCAUGCGCGAUACCGAAAUCAUUUCGACGCUGGCGCAGCGCUUGCAACGCUAUGAUACGGACUUUAGGCAUCAGGUGCGUCUGAAUUUGGAGGAUGGCGUUGCCUAUGGCCUGCUCAGGCGCCAGGCGAAUGCGUAUGGACUGCGGGGCAAGCAGGUGGCAACGCUAAUGCAAGAGCUGGCGCCAAAAAAAUCGAAUUAAUUGAGUAGAAAAUAAAUUAAAACAAAGCUUUGAGCCAAGUUAGGU